Messenger RNA from Anopheles bellator, 1314 nucleotides. RefSeq lists its product as uncharacterized. Gene Ontology annotation, molecular function: nucleic acid binding. The coding region runs from base 1 to 1314 and encodes 437 amino acids. NCBI's taxonomy places the organism in Eukaryota, Metazoa, Arthropoda, Insecta, Diptera, Culicidae. The transcript is spliced from 3 exons. The record is from RefSeq and is a predicted model, not a curated record.
AUGCGUCAGAUAUUGCGCAGAAAGUGCGCUUUUGAUGCGCAGCUUAUAAAGGAACCGAAAAAUGCGGUACCAUCUCCUGCGGUAGUAGUUUUAGACAGUGAUCCAGCAGAGGAUCCGAUCGCCACCAGUUGGGACAUCGAAAGCUACCGGAAACCCUUCGAUACGCGUUCGAUAUGGAAUUUGAAGAAAUGGUUUAUGGAACUGCACAAAGAGAGCAUCGCGGAGGAGGAACUGGUGCCCAUCGCGCAAGCUUUCGCCAACGUUCAGGCGUAUCGCUGCUCCUACCCGGACGAACUAAUGGAACGCUUGCGGAAGCUAGGAGAACCUGUUACCAAGGUUUACCGGAACCUGCAGAUCGGUAAAUCAACACGCAUCCUAGUGCCGGCACGGGACGCAAUCCGUUUGGAGCAUAGUGGUGUCCCCUAUUUGCAGCACCUUGCCGAGCUUAAAGCCCAGAAGGAAGAAUGCUUGCUACCGAUCAUACCGCCCAGCAAGUUGGCCGAUGUCUUCCAAAAUAUCGUGGUGGUAAACAAUUCUCUAAAGGAAACGGUCCAGUGGCUCGAACGGCUCGGCGGAGGCACAAUUUCACUUGUGAUGUGUCCGUUGGUGCACGGAGUGGUCGAGGUGAAGGCGUUUGCGUCUUACAACUUGUUUCUCACCAAAGCGGCCGGACCGUAUGACCAGGCGUACGCGCAGUGUGUGGCCAACUUGAUGGAAAUACUGAAAAGCUACUGUCAUCAGGUGAAUUACAUUAGCCGUUUUGAGGCGUGCGACUACUACAACGUCGAACGGUUGUUGCGUGAAACGGACACCGGAACAGAGAUUCAUCCGAACAACAUUGGCUUCCAGAUGCUGCGGAAACUGGGAUGGGUCGGAGGUCCGCUGGGAUUUAAACAGCAGGGGAUCGUUACACCGAUUGCGGUGGUCACCAAACACAAUCGCCUCGGACUGGGCAGUGAAGUCCGUCGAUCUCAGAAGCGCAAAGCACUCAAAGCGCUUUGUGCCGAAUGUGCGAUGGACGUGGAUUUCUACAAGGCGCUAAUGGAGAUCGUAGUCAGGAAGAGGCCGUACUACGAUCUAAUAUUUUCUCCUGACUUCACCGAAACGGAACGUAUUGUGCUGACCAGAUUAGCCGCCGAGCACCGAAUCCGAUGUGAAACACGGCAAUCGGUUAACGGGUGUUUACAGUUUGUCAUCAAACGCUUUCCGCUGCCGCCGCAUGAGGUCCUUCUGCAGGUGCUGGUACGUAACCAUCCAGUGUGUCAGAAGUUCUACGAAGUCACCCGGCCAAAGUUCAGUCUGAUUCCCAAAUGA